CUCUUGGGCCGCCCCUCAAGCAAGGGCUCGAGCCACAGGUUGCGGGAGGCGUCUUCAUCAGCGCUAGCUCCGGCCUGGGCUCGCAGUGGGCGACGGCGACGCCGAGCCUGGCCGCGCUGUCCACCCCCAGCCCCACCGGGAGUGUGUCCAGCAUCCAGCGGCUGCUUCCCAAGGCGAGGUCUGCGGCCAAGAAGGCGACGCGAAAUCGAGUGCUGUCCCUGCUGGCGGCUGCCAGCCUGUUCGAGGGCGCCAUCCUCAUCGGCCUCAUCGUGUUCACGUACUUCUACAUGAAGAGGGACGACGGUGACAUCUGCCAGUCCGUGGCGUGCGUGCGCUCGGCGGCCAGCCUGCUGCGCUCCAUGGACACGCGCGUGUCGCCGUGCCACGACUUCUACCAGUACACGUGCGGCCGCUGGAGCGAGGACCACCCCUCGCCGGCCGCCGCCUUCAGCCACGACUGGUUCUACGACCGCAGGGAGCACGUGCUGCUGGGAGUGCAGGAAUUCCUGUCCCAAAACUCGACCGCAGAGGACCCCUGGGCCGUCGGGCAGGCGCGGAUUCUGUAUGAGGCGUGCCUGGACCGAGACGCAUGGGACGCGCUGGGCCUGGAGCCCCUGUUGGCCACGCUGGACGCCGUGGGCCUGCCUCGCCAGCCGCCCCUGGAGCCCGACCCUGCGUGGGUGUGGGAACGCACGGCCGCCCUCGCCAGGAAGCACAUCAACAAGGACCUGCUUGUCAACCUGGACGUGGUCCCGGACGUCAAGAACCGCUCCGUCAACAGGAUCCUCGUCCGGAAGUACCGGUCUGGGUCCCCGCUGCUGGGGUACCACGGCCACCGCGUGGAGGACAGGAGACACCGUAUCUUGGCGCGGUCCAAGAUGACCCUCACGGCGUCUGACCCCGACCAGGAGCAGACUCCGGACGGAGGUGACCCGGACAAGGGGGACGAGCGCCACCUCAAGGCGUACCUGUCCUACAUGAUCACGGCCAUGAACGUCCUCAUGCAUGCCAACGAGACGGACAAGCAGCGCCCGAGCAGCCCCCCGCCGCUGCUGGCCCCGCUCGCGUGUACCCGCAGGGCGGAGCCGCCACCCGAACGCGUCACCAGGGCGGCGCGCCGCGUGCUGGACUUCAACAGGAAGCUCUACAAGCUCGCCUUCCCCGAGAACAAGACCGAGGUCCGCGACAAGGACCCCGAGGAGAUGUGGGUGUGGGAGCUGCAGAACUUCACGCACGCCACGCUGGGGCCGGACGUCCCAACUCAGAUCAACUGGACCGAGUUCCUGACCGCCAUGUUUGCGAGUGUGCCAAACGUGACUUUAGACCUGACCAAGGACAAGCUGGUGGUGGAGGACGACGAGUACAUGCAGAAGCUGGCCCAGCUGCUCGCCAAGACGCCCCGACAGACGAUACAGUUGUCGCUGUGGUGGGAGCUGGUGGAUCUGCUUGCGCCCUACUCCACCGCCGAGAUGCGGCAGCUCCGGCGGCGGUACCAGGAGAUUGCUUCGGGGACCUCCGGGGCCACGACCAGGGAGUCCGUUUGCACGGAGGCCGUCAACGGCCUAAUGGGCAUGGCGGUGAGCUACCAUCUGGCGGACGCUGCUUACCUCAGGACGACCGGGGAGAAGGUGCUGGAGAUGCUGGGCGACGUCAAGAGCGUCUUCGAGGACCUGGUGGCCGAGCUGAACUGGAUGGACGCCGCCACCAAGGCCGCCACGCUGGGCAAAGUCCGCGCCAUGAGGUCGUUUGUGGGCUUCCCGGAGUGGUUGCUGCGGCCGGACAAGUUGGACGAGUACUACGAAGGGCUCAACAUGACGAGGCAGGAGUACCUGGGCAACGUGCUGUCUUUCCAGCGACUCGUCACCGAGUCCAGCCUGUCGGUGCUGCGGCGGAUCAACACCGACGACGGGUGGGCGACUGACCCGACCGACGUGAACGCGUUCCAUACUUUCCAGGCCAACUCUGUCACCAUCCCCGCGGGAAUCCUGCAGUUCCCCUUCUACGACCUGGGCUUGGAAGCCCUCAACUACGGCGCCAUCGGCAGCAUACUGGGGCACGAGCUGACGCACGGCUUCGACAGCUACGGCCGCCUGUUUGACAGAGACGGCAACAUGCGGCCCUGGUGGAGCAACGCGACCGUGGCCGAGUAUGAGAAACGCACGGAUUGCUUUGUGAAGCAGUACGGGGACUACUUCCUGCCCGAAGUGGACAUGAACGUGGACGGCGAGCUGACGCUGGGCGAGAACAUCGCGGACAACGGCGGGCUGCACGAGUCGGUGCGCGCGUACCGGCGCUACCUGCAGCGCCACCGCCUCACCGAGCCGCGCCUCCCCGGCAUGGCCAACUACACCCACGAGCAGCUGCUCUUCCUGUCCUACGUGCACCUGUGGUGCGAGUCGUGGACGGAGGAGUCCCUGCGCUGGGGCCUGGAGGACGAGCACGCACCGAACCGCGUCCGCACGUGGGGCGUGCUGAGCAACUCGGAGGACUUCGCGCGCGCAUGGGGCUGCAGCAGGGGCACUGCCAUGAACCCGGACCGCCCGCGCUGCCGCCUGUGGUGA
Thrips palmi is the source of this 2561-nucleotide messenger RNA. RefSeq names its product neprilysin (gene Nep5). Gene Ontology annotation, cellular component: plasma membrane. Bases 288 to 2561 code for a protein of 757 amino acids. The record is from RefSeq and is a predicted model, not a curated record. The transcript has 20 exons. Lineage: Eukaryota; Metazoa; Arthropoda; Insecta; Thysanoptera; Thripidae. Gene Ontology annotation, molecular function: metalloendopeptidase activity. Gene Ontology annotation, biological process: protein processing.